AUGAUGUUCCAAAGGCCAAUACGAACCGUCAAUUCGUUGUUGAAACCUCCGGUUCAAGUUCCAGCGGAUUCCAGUGGAAAACCUGAAAAGCAAAAUGCGGCUUUCAACAAGAAGCAUGGAGCGGUUAAACGGCAGUUUGAACCAGGUGAAACGGUUUUCGCACAAGUUCAUCAAAACAAUUCAUGGAACUGGGAAAAAGCAACAAUCAUCGAACGGAUUGGUCAAGUCAACUACAACAUGUAUUUGGAAAAACGUCAACGUCUCAUCCGUUCACAUGCAAAUCAAUUGAAGACACGUGUAUCUGAGAGCUCAACAGCCCAAGGACCAACACCUCUUUCUGUGUUUUUCGAUGGAUUCGGACUCUCCAACAAUGAACCUCUAAGGCAGGAUGUAAAUGCUGAAGAAAUCGACCCACAUGUCUCCAUUCCGAACGGUAACCCUCAGGAAUCUGACGAAUUAUUUUAUUCGGAGGAGUCUGAAGAUGAAGCUCCAGCACCACCAGUUUUGGCUUCCAUACCUGAGAUAGAUCGACGACUGAUUCGGCUACCAUCAAGAUUCCAAUCCUAUUGGAUGGCUUAA
Messenger RNA from Aedes albopictus (Asian tiger mosquito), 579 nucleotides. RefSeq lists its product as uncharacterized. Bases 1 to 579 code for a protein of 192 amino acids. The transcript has a single exon. Lineage: Eukaryota; Metazoa; Arthropoda; Insecta; Diptera; Culicidae. The record is from RefSeq and is a predicted model, not a curated record.